Cladophialophora yegresii CBS 114405 is the source of this 1011-nucleotide messenger RNA. Its product is annotated as D-3-phosphoglycerate dehydrogenase. The transcript is spliced from 2 exons. Gene Ontology annotation, cellular component: cytosol. Gene Ontology annotation, molecular function: NAD binding; glyoxylate reductase (NADPH) activity; hydroxypyruvate reductase [NAD(P)H] activity. NCBI's taxonomy places the organism in Eukaryota, Fungi, Ascomycota, Eurotiomycetes, Chaetothyriales, Herpotrichiellaceae. The record is from RefSeq and is a predicted model, not a curated record. Bases 1 to 1011 code for a protein of 336 amino acids.
AUGUCAACCAAGCCCAAGAUUCUCCUCCUCGGCGAGGUCGACCAUGCUCAAGAGGCAUGGAAAUCGCUGAGCUCUCUAGGCGACCUAGUCACACCAAGCGCCACCAAUCGAGCCGACUUCAUCGAGGAAUGUCAAUCUGGCAAGCAUGACGGUGUGGUCGCCGCUUAUCGCACCUUCCAGUCCGCCAGCAUCACGGGCUUAUUCGACGAGGAAAUGGUAAAUGCACUGCCGAAGUCCUGGAAAUUCCUCGCCCACUGCGGCGCCGGGUACGACCAGAUCGACGCCGAUGCUUGCUCGGCCCGAGAUCCACCACUGCUCGUGUCAAACGUGCCGACAGCAGUGGACGACGCCACCGCCGACACGGCCAUCUUCCUCAUGCUGGGCGCGCUACGCAACUAUAACCCCGGCAUGUUGACAUUGCGCAAGGGCGACUGGCGCGGCAAUCCAUCCCCGGCGCUCGGCCACGAUCCUCAGGGCAAAGUGCUCGGCAUCCUCGGCAUGGGCGGGAUCGGACGGAACAUGAAGAAAAAGGCCGAAGCAUUUGGCAUGACGGUCAUCUACCACAAUCGUCGUGAACUCGACUCUUCCCAGGCCGAUGGCGCAUCGUACGUCUCGUUCGAAGAACUACUGCGACAAAGCGAUGUGCUGAGUCUGAAUCUGCCACUCAACCCGAAGACGCGCCACAUCAUCUCCACGGAGCAACUGAAAUUGAUGAAACCUAGCGCCAUCAUCGUCAAUACGGCCCGCGGAGCGGUCAUCGACGAAGCCGCGUUGGUCGACGCGCUAGACAACGGUAUCAUCGCCGGUGCGGGUCUCGAUGUCUACGAGGAAGAACCGAAGAUCCACCCUGGUCUCGUUGGCAAUGAAAAGGUCAUCUUGCUGCCUCACAUGGGCACAUGGACGAUCGAGACCAUCAAGAAGAUGGAGGAAUGGGCGAUUGAGAAUGUGAGGUUAGCCCUGGAGACUGGAAAGUUGAAGAGUCCGAUUUUCGAGCAGAGGGACAUGCAGUGA